This is a messenger RNA of Oryzias latipes (Japanese medaka), 2552 nucleotides long. RefSeq names its product F-box and WD repeat domain containing 4 (gene fbxw4). Lineage: Eukaryota; Metazoa; Chordata; Actinopteri; Beloniformes; Adrianichthyidae. Gene Ontology annotation, biological process: SCF-dependent proteasomal ubiquitin-dependent protein catabolic process. The record is from RefSeq and is a predicted model, not a curated record. Gene Ontology annotation, cellular component: SCF ubiquitin ligase complex. Gene Ontology annotation, molecular function: protein binding.
AACUUCCUGUUUCCGCCCAGUCGUCUGAAGCAGGGGAGUUUGUUUACGUUGCUCAGCUGCUGGUGGUAGACAGACACCGGCACCGCAUGCCGUCGCGAGCGACCCUCCGCCGCCGCCGCCGCCGCACCGUGGCGCCAUGCUGCUGUUCCAGUUCCCAGAGGAAGUCCUCCACUGCAUCUUCUGUCACCUGGACUACAAAUCCCUCGGUCGCCUCUGUCAAGUUUGUAAAGCAUUCAACGAGUUUGUGAACAGGGACGCAGUGUGGAAGAAGAUAGCCAGAGGUCUGCUAAAUACCGGGAUUACUUGGAACGGCACGGAUAUAUAUCCUCACAUCCCUCUCAAGGAAAGAGUCAAGACAGCUCAAAACUGGGGAAACGGAGCCUGCAAAAGGUUCAUUCCUCUCAAAUGGAAAACCAAAUUGUUGCCAUGGUUGCAGCUGGAUGGAGAUGUACUCUUUCUAUCUCAGGCCACCAAUAUUGGGCUGUAUCGCCUUCACCGCGACUCCAGAAGGCUUCAGCAAACUGCAUUUAAAAUUUACUCUGGACAUAAGGGGGAUGUCUGCUGCUUUGCCCUCACCGACUCCCAUCUGAUCAGCGGAGGAAGUGAUGGCACCAUCCUCGUCCACAGCAGAAGAAGUGACUUGUCAACGUUCCUGCUUGGUCACAGCCAAGAAGUGAAUUGCCUGGACAUCAAGGAUGGACUGACUGUCAGUGGAUCAAGAGACCGCACAGUCCGGAUAUGGACCUCGAAUUCAAGCUUCCCAAGAUCAACGAUUUGUAUGGCUGACCGGGUGUGGUCUGUUGCUGUUAGUCCAACAGUAAGUUCCUUUGUGACGGGGACUGCGUGCUGUGAGAACUUCUCUCCACUUCAAAUCUGGGACUUUGAGCGAUCCACCUGUGUUUGCAGACUGGGCUCAGGUUUUCGCCGUGGUGCCGGCAUUUUGGACAUAGUGUUUGAGUCUCCGUUCCAGCUUCUUACCUGUGGCUAUGAUACCUUUAUAAGAUUAUGGGACCUCCGACUCAGCACACAGAAACCUGUGAGAGAGUGGGAGGAGCCUCAUGAUAGCGCUCUGUACUGCAUCCAAACAGAUGGAAAUCACAUGAUAGCCAGUGGCUCUUCUUAUUAUGGAGUCGUACGUCUUUGGGACAAACGGCAGAAGGCCUGUUUGCAGUUCUACCAACUCAGCUCCAGGCCAGUGAGCAGCCCGGUGUACUGCCUGAGGUUCAGCAGCUCUCACCUGUAUGCAGCCUUGGCCACUUCCCUGCACUCACUGGACUUCAGACACAGCCACAUCCAUGCAAAAUGAUGCACAUUUUAAAUGUACAAAUGACAGAAAUGUCAUUUUACAAGAAAGCGUCAUUGAAUUGAUUAGAAUAAAUCUAAGGUGGCCAGUAAAUUUACGGCGUUAAACAUUUUACUUUUAAUUUCCAAUUCAAAACACAAACAAAAUAUUGCCGUCAAGUAACUGAAUUUUUGGUAAUUUUCAGCAUCAGCAGUCUGUUUUUUUUGAAUGGCUCCCAAAACUACAGCAGGAAAACUUGUACACAGAUCAGCCAGUCAGGUUCAGGUUCAGGUCCUACCCACUGUAGGUUUUGACCAAAGCAAGUGAGAAAGUGGACAGUUUUUCUCUGCUACUCACUUGAUUAGAGCUUUACAACCUGAUGUAUUUAUAGAACAAAAUUUUAGAGUGUGCCAAUAGAAAAAAAACAAACCUUAAUAGAAUAAAAACUAUAUUAAGCUACCAACCUGGAUUACUUCUGUUGCAUCACUUUAUUUGAGAUCAAACGUAAAAAAGAACACUAUCUUUAUCUGACAGCAGCAUCCAGAACCACUCAUUCCUGAGAAAAGGAAUGGCACACUCAUUUACACAAUUGUAAAACUCACUGAGACUUAAUUGUAGUGAAAUCAACAAAGGCCAAUAAAAAUGUGUGUCAGGACAAAUUGGGAUUUUAUUGCAAAUUGGUCUUUGCUUGUGUCAAAAACACAUGACCUGUUUGCUUCUCAUUUCCCAUUGCAGAUAUUUGUUUUCACCACAGAAGCAACUCUGAGUAAACUCUAGAAAUAACUUUAGGAAAUUCUUACUUAACACAUGAUAGAAAGCAAAAUGGAUCAUAUAUAUAUGCACAGUUUGGUUCUAUGCUUGGACCCGCUGUAUUUACAGUAGGAUUACCAGCUAUUUACACAUAUUGUUUCAAAAUCCUAAAGCUGGACUGGCUGACUACUGAAACCUCACUGUCAGCUGUCAUAACCUCAGUACACAAUGUGAAGCUGCACUGAAGCCAAAGAGAAUUUGGUCUUUUUAGAAAAACUGUGUGAUUGUUGAUUUGUGUUUGGAGUCUGAUAUUUUGUGAAAAUUUGCAGUUUAUCACUUUUUUUGGAACUUAAAAACUUUAAAGAGAUUUGGACUGAUUAUUCAUAUGAUUAUUCAUAUGAAUUAUUCAUUAUUCAUAUGAUUAAUCAUAUGAAUAAUGGUUAUUCAUAUGAUCUGACUGUAAGUCAAUCAGGGACGCUUUGCUCCUUUUAGACGUUCUAACAGUAAAAAGUCAAUUUUC